This is a messenger RNA of Rana temporaria (common frog), 1634 nucleotides long. RefSeq names its product gastrulation brain homeobox 1 (gene GBX1). Gene Ontology annotation, biological process: regulation of transcription by RNA polymerase II; regulation of nervous system development. Gene Ontology annotation, molecular function: DNA-binding transcription factor activity, RNA polymerase II-specific; RNA polymerase II transcription regulatory region sequence-specific DNA binding. Gene Ontology annotation, cellular component: nucleus. The record is from RefSeq and is a predicted model, not a curated record. The transcript has 2 exons. Lineage: Eukaryota; Metazoa; Chordata; Amphibia; Anura; Ranidae. Bases 393 to 1280 code for a protein of 295 amino acids.
UGUCUCUUCUCUCUCUUUUUCCCCUCUCUCUCUCCUUCCUCCUCUCUGUCUCUCUGUCUGGCUCUCUCUUUCCAUUUUCCUCUCGUUUUCUGUCUCUUGUUUGGUGAUUUGGACCCGGCUGGAGGAAAGUUCUUUGGGAAGAAGUUUGGUCUUGGCAUUGGGUGUCUCUCUCUCCAGCCUGGCAUUGUCUGGGCAGCCAGAGAUCUUUGCAGGGUGACUGAAGAAGUGAUGCGUAAGGAGUGAAGAUAGAUGAUGGGAGCCCCCCCCCCUCCUCGGCUGCCCCCCCUCCUCGGCUGCCCCCCCUCCUCCUCCUCCUGAUGUGACACUCGGCUCCUCUCCUUCCAGAGUCUCACAUCUCCUGAAUCGCACCCGGCGGAGGGACAAGGACAACGAUGCAGCGACCCAGUGGGGUGGCCAGUACUUUCUCCAUUGACUCCCUGAUUGGAAGCCCACCUGCUCGGCCAGGACAUGUUCUUUACACCGGGUACCCCAUGUACAUGCCCUACAGACCCCUUGUGAUGCCUCCGUCUCCCCUCCCCCCGCUGGGACCCGUCACCCCUUUCACUGGACGCUUGAAUAACAGCUUCUGUGCCAGCUUGGGACAAGGUCUUCCAUCCAUGGUGACCAUCAGCACCGCUCUUCCCAGCUUCAGAGACUCGCCUGAUGCUCUCUACUCUCAGGAUCCUCUGGAUGGGUCCCCAGACUCUGAGGAAGGGCUACAGAGGACCCAAGAGAAAACUUCCGACACCUACACCAACCUGCCAGGAGAUGGGAAGUUGUGCAGCUCUGAUGAGGAGAAGACGGCGGGACAGUUGUCGGAGUCUGCCUGUAGCGACCACGAAGAAGACGAGACUUCUGGAGACAGCUGUGGAGAUGAAAAUCUUCAGGAUCAUGGAAACGGCCCAACAAGACCCCGAGGUAAAGGGAAGAACAGUGUGCAGGACCUCGGCAAAGACAGAGCCGGGACAGCGGGGAAAAGUCGCCGGCGCAGAACCGCCUUCACCAGCGAGCAGCUCCUGGAGCUGGAGAAGGAGUUCCAUUGUAAGAAGUACCUCUCCCUGACUGAGAGGUCUCAGAUCGCCCACACCUUGAAGCUCAGCGAGGUACAAGUCAAAAUCUGGUUCCAGAAUCGCAGAGCCAAAUGGAAACGCAUCAAAGCUGGGAAUGUCAAUAGCCGCGCAGGAGAACCAGUCCGCAACCCGAAAAUUGUGGUGCCCAUCCCUGUUCACGUUAAUCGCUUCACCAUCAGGACACAACAGAUGGAGGGAUCAAGACCGUAAUAAUGAUGAGCAGAAAAACAGGAAAGUGGGUGGAGCUAAAAACUGAAAAGUGGGUGGAGCUGGGCAAACCCAUUUCAUGGUAGACAGAGAACAAUUCCAGGACAACUUUGUCAACUUUUUGGUAUAUGGAAGCCCGUGAUGAAUGGACUAUAGGAAGGACUACCACAGAUGAUUGGGACUAUCGACCAGAGGUGGCUCUCUAAUUAGGCAGUCGCCUUAGGCCUCGCACUCACAGGGGCCCCGCGACCGGCCUAAUUUGCCUGACCCGUAUCGACUGUCAUGACCUUGACAAGAUCAUUCUAGAAUACUCAAUCUAUAACAUUUGUGUCUCCUCCGGGGAUGGACGGUCCUCCC